Cheilinus undulatus (humphead wrasse) is the source of this 1088-nucleotide messenger RNA. RefSeq names its product transmembrane protein 240a (gene tmem240a). NCBI's taxonomy places the organism in Eukaryota, Metazoa, Chordata, Actinopteri, Labriformes, Labridae. Bases 146 to 673 code for a protein of 175 amino acids. The transcript has 4 exons. The record is from RefSeq and is a predicted model, not a curated record.
AAGGAAGGGACGGGGAGCCAGGAGCGGCGCGGCGGCUCCAUGAGCGGCUCCUGCCGGGACAGAGAGCCCAGAGCCCAGCCGGAGCGUCUCCACCGCCGCGGGUAGAAGCCCGGGCUGAAGGACGGCGGCCAGUUUGGAAGUUUUGAUGCAUAUGAUCACAACCACCAUGAUUUUUAUGAUUCUUGGUGCUUCAGUUGUUAUGGCGAUAGCCUGUUUAAUGGACAUGAACGCACUACUGGAUCGCUUUCACAACUACAUCUUACCGCAUCUACGAGGGGAGGACCGCGUCUGUCACUGCAACUGUGGAAGGCAUCAUGUCCACUAUGUAAUCCCAUAUGACGGGGACCAUUCCUUGGUGGACUCAUCAGAGAACUACUUUGUGAGUGACAGUGUGACCAAGCAGGAGAUGGACUUGAUGCUGGGGCUGCUGCUGGGCUUCUGCAUCAGCUGGCUGCUGCUGUGGCUGGACGGAGUGCUACACUGUGCCGUCAGGGCCUGGAGGGCGAGCCGGUACUACGACACCCCGUCCUGGUCAUGGCUGCCACAGUUCUGCAACCUUCGAGACCUCCGUCGUCGAGCCCAGCUCAGACAGCUGGAAGACUCCAGCGGGAACAUGGUCCACAUCAAGCAGAAGCUCUACCACAACGGCCACCCCAGUCCCCGCCACCUUUGACUCUAAAACAGCAAAACAACAACAAAAAAACAAGACUCCCUUCCCUCAAACUCUUCCUAUCUUCUCCAAAAAAAACCUUAACCCCCUCUCAAACUGCCCCAUGGCCAACUGUUGCCUCAGAGACCCUGGAAAACUGCCCUCCCACCGUUCAUAACAAGGCCCCCUUAAGCCCCCAUGACAGGACUUUCUUAUGACUAAACCGGGCCCCUGUCAGCACUAAAAAAUCCCAAAAUGGAGCAAGAUGAUUAUUUGUUUCCACUCAAAUCUUGUCUUAUGUCCACGUCCACUGUUGUGGGAGGAGGGGAGAAAAAAAACAUUUUUAAGGGUGUUUUUUCUGUAUAGAGACAUUUUCUGUGUUCAUUGUUAAACUUGGCAUGCUCUUUUAGAACAGGGUAAGAUGUGGGCAGCGUAUGGA